GGGGGGGUCUCAUUAUUGCUCAGGGGUCACAGGACACGUGACAGACUUGAGAGCGAGAGAGGAGAGAGCCGAGCAGAGCGAGAGACGGGAGAGAGACGACAGCAACAGAGGGACCUCGCGUGCGUCACUGACAGCGUCAACUCAAGAGCAAUGGCUCGCCCGGGCUCCCCGUUCUGGCAGCUCGCCCGAGUGGCGCCUCUCCUGCUGCUGCUGGUGGCGGUGGUGGGGACGGCGUCCGGCCUCCACUACUACCGACCCCGGCAGGAGGGGGGGGACCCUGCCCCGCUGCAGGGGGGCACGCCGCAGGGGGACUGCCCCGCUGAGUGCGAGUGCCCGGCGCGCUGGCCCGAGUCCCUCUACUGCGACGGUCGCGGCCUCAAGGUGAUGCCGCCCAUCCCGGCGAGGAUCCGCUUCGCGUUCUUCCAGGAUAACCAGCUGGACGUGGUGCCGGAGGGUGCGCUGAGGAACGCCACGCGUCUGGCGUGGCUCGUGCUGCAGAGGAACCAGAUCACUGAGCUGGACAGCGGAGCUCUCGCACGCCUCGGGGAGCUGCAGAGACUUUACCUCGACUUCAACAACCUCACCCAGGUACCCCCCUCCCUGCCGCCGUCCCUGCUAGACCUGCGCCUGGGCCACAACCGCAUCACGUCUGUGGCAGGCGGCGCAUUGGGAGCGCUGCACAACCUCACCUCACUGCUGAUGCACAACAACCUCCUGGGAGAGGGGGGGCUCGGGGCCCUAGGGUCCCUCAAGUCUCUCCGUCGCUUGGAUCUGUCGGGUAACGCGUUGCGGUCACUGCCCACGCCGCUGCCCGCGACUCUGCAGCAGCUCUACCUGGACCACAACCUUGUGCCCUCCAUCCCCAGCGGCUUCCUCAAGGCCUUGCCCGAGCUGCAGUACCUGCGCCUAUCUCACAACGCCCUGGGGGGUGCCGAGAUCCCGGGGGAGGCAUUCAACUCCUCGGCCUCCCUCCUCGAGCUGGGCCUGAGCUUUAACAACCUGUCCCGCGUACCUGCCCUGCCCGCCUCCCUGCAGCACCUCUACCUGCAGGGCAACAGCAUCCGCGAGCUGGACGCGCAGGCGCUGUGUGGGGGUGGUGGUGUAGUGGGGGGCCCCGGGGCCCCCCGCGGUCUUCGCCGCGUCCGCCUGGACGGGAACCCCCUCCCCCGGGGCCUGCUGCCCCACCUCGCCUCGGCCUGCCCGGGGCCCGAGCUCGUCUUCUGAGACGUGACCCCGGGACCUUACCCUGACCCCGAACUCGACAUUCACCUGAGAUGACCUCACCCGGACCUCGACCUGAGAUGACCUCAUCUUGACCUCGACCUUGGCAUUCACUUGAGAUGACCUCACCCUGACCCCGAACUCAACCUUGACAUUCACCUGAGAUGACCUCAAUCUGACCCCGAACUCGACCUUGACAUUCACCUUAGAUGACCCCGAACUUGACCUUAAAAUUCACCUGAGAUGACCUCACCCUGACCCCGAACUCGACCUCGACAUUCACCUGAGAUGACCUCACUCUGACACCGAACUCGACCUUGACUUUCACCUGAGAUGACCACACCCUGACCCCGACCUCGAUCUUGGCAUUCACCUGAGAUUACCUCACCCUGACCCCGAACUCGACAUUCACCUGAGAUGACCUCACCUUGACCCCGACCUCGACCUUGAUAUUCACCUGAGAUGACCUCACCCUGACCCCGAACUCGACAUUCACCUGAGAUGACCUCACCUUGACCCCGACCUCGACCUUAACCUGAGAUGACCUCAAUAUGACCCCGAACUCGACCUUGACACUCACCUGAUGACCCCGACUCUGAGAUGACCCUGACCUUCACGCCGGCAUUGACCCUGAUGACAAUGACCCCUCCUAAGCCAUGGCCUGCAUUCAGCACAACCCUCCACCUAUGAGCUCACCUUGACCCUGGCACUCUCCUACCUGGAUGCUGGUCCAUUGGUGGUCUUCUGAAUCGUGACCCCGAGAUGACCCUGCCUUCACGCUACCCCUCCUCCCCCCGAGCUGCCUUGACCUUGACCGUGACCCCAGUUCCGGCGUCUCGUCGUGACCGUGUCGCCACGUGGACAGCGCUCGCGACUCAAAUAUAAUCACCAGCAAUAAACCCCCGCGUGCCCUUUGUGAUGUUUAUCAUCAUCAUCGUCAUCACCAGUAGCAUCAUGAGUAUCAACAGCAUCAAUAUCAUCAUCAUCACCACAGCAAGAUCGCCAGUUUCAUCAGUAGCAGCAGCAACAUCCGUAUCAUCAUC
This is a messenger RNA of Petromyzon marinus (sea lamprey), 2264 nucleotides long. RefSeq names its product fibromodulin-like. Gene Ontology annotation, molecular function: protein binding. The record is from RefSeq and is a predicted model, not a curated record. Lineage: Eukaryota; Metazoa; Chordata; Hyperoartia; Petromyzontiformes; Petromyzontidae.